Molecule: messenger RNA, 287 nt
Organism: Racocetra persica
Lineage: Eukaryota; Fungi; Glomeromycota; Glomeromycetes; Diversisporales; Gigasporaceae
Source: the annotation of a GenBank genome assembly
AACAAAAACUUGAAAAACUCAAAAAAGAAUUACAAGAAUUAAAUGAUAAAUAUAAGUCAAUAAUAGAACAGGAUUACAAAAAAUAUAACCAUAACACUAUUGCUCAACAAUUAAAAUAUAACCAACCAUUACAAAUAACUAAAGAAGAAAUAGAACUAAAAUUAGAUUAUUUAUUAAAAAUAAUUUGUGAAGAAAAUAUUGAAAAAACCAUUAUCAAACUAGAAAUAGAAUACGAAAAAGAAAUAACUGCCUAUAAUAUAUACCAAUAUGAAUCUUUAAACUAUUAG